This is a messenger RNA of Cyprinus carpio (common carp), 4327 nucleotides long. RefSeq names its product DEAH (Asp-Glu-Ala-His) box polypeptide 29. Gene Ontology annotation, biological process: translational initiation. Gene Ontology annotation, molecular function: RNA helicase activity; RNA binding; ATP binding. The record is from RefSeq and is a predicted model, not a curated record. Gene Ontology annotation, cellular component: intracellular anatomical structure. NCBI's taxonomy places the organism in Eukaryota, Metazoa, Chordata, Actinopteri, Cypriniformes, Cyprinidae.
UUUAUUUUGAAAGACGCUUCAGUAGUUUCAGUCUUCACAGACUCUUAGCUGAGUCUUCUUCAUUUCCCCGCUACAAACGUUUACGUUAUACGUGUUUUUGUUUUAUAGCCAUGUGGAUUAUUUUGUGUGUUGAUCAGUAACACACACUUGAACUGAUGGGUGGGAAGAAGAAGAAGAAGUCUGCAGCAGGUCUCGCUGUUACUGCAGCGUCUGAAUCCACCGGCAAACACAAACCACACCACGAGAAGGAAAACAAACCCAGGGUUCCCAAAACAUACAGUCUUAACACUAAUGCACAGACUGACUCCAGCAGUGUGUCUGAUAAAUCAAUACUGAAGGUUGUUAUCCAACCAGAACUGGAGAAGAAGGUGAUCAAGUUGAUUAAUGAUUACAGACAAGAACAUGCUGAUAAAGGACCGAUAUCUGGCAGACUCACCUCCAAAAAGCUGCUGGAUCUGUAUACAGCUCUGCAGAUGUUCCGGUUUAAGACCGAGCACAUCGAGGAGGCCAUGAAGAGCAGUAUGCUGUAUGGAGGCGACCUGCACUCGGCGCUCGACUGGCUCUGUCUGAACCUCAGAGACGAUGAGCUACCGGAAGGAUUCAGCCAAAAGAUGCAGGAGGAGAAACAGAAGACUCGCCCCAAGUUUCAGGCUCCUAAAGAGGACGAGAAACAAACAGUGGCCAAGAAAGAGGCAUCUAAAGAGGACGAGAAACCAAAGGCAAAGACUUGUGUAAAAGACAGCGGUGGCAGUAUGAAGGAGUGGAUACUGCGCUACGCUGAACAGUCUGAAGAUCAGAGCAGUGAAGACGAUGAAAUCAAGGACUCGAGUGUGAUUAACCCAGAGCUGGAGGAGAAGUUUGAUCCUAAUGACAGAUACCUGCUGCUGAGCGCUCAGCUGUAUGACGCGAAGGAGAUGGCUGCAGAAUCUAAAGCCAAGAAAGACAAAGCAGGGCAGAGGACAGCGCAGGACCGGAUCAGAGUCAUCCAGCAAGAAAUGAAGUCUUUGGAGAGUCAUCCGAUGUUUAACUCGGCUAUCAAAGUUAAAGACACUCCCAAAGAGGAAAAGAAGCCAGUUACACUCACUGAUGGCAAGGAGGACCUCAACUUCAACAUCUUUGAGCAAGCAGACACACCGCCAGCAGAAAAAACUGAGAAACAGGAGAACGAGCCCAAAGAUAUUCGUAACUUUGACUACACGUCAAGGAGCUGGACUGGCAAGUCUCCAAAACAGUUUCUGAUUGAUUGGUGCAGGAAGAACCUCCCGAAGAGCCCUCCGCCAUCCUUCCAGAAAGUUGCAGUCGGAAGAUAUUGGAAAUGCAGAGUUCGGAUUCAGAGGCCUAAUGAUGUUUUGGAGGUUUGUCCCACUAUCCUGACUGAGGACGGCAUGCAGGCCCAGCACUUAGGAGCCACGCUUGCCCUUUUUAACCUAGUCAAAGGACAGUCGGUGCAUCAGCUUCUGCCGCUCACCUACCGUGAGGUGUGGCUUGAGUGGAGAGACAGCGAACAAAAAGAAGAGGAGCAAACCCGCUCCGCCAUCAACAAACCACGUGACCAGUUCAUCGCACAUCUUCUCACCCGCCUCAAACAGCAACAGACCCUUCAACCGCAGGCCGAGCAGCAGGGUCUUCAGGAUGCUGAACUGGAAGACUCCUGGGAAAACCUAGACAUGCAGGAGGACCACGAGCCCCAGUGCAAAGGAGGCUUCAUGGCGGAGGAGAUGUCCCGGAGACUGUUCCUCAAACUGCGGAGCUCGGCUCUGGCUCGCAGGCUGCUAGUCGAGAGGGAGCAGCUGCCAGUCUUCCAGCAGCGUCAGAUGGUGCUCGAGGCUCUGCGGUGUCACCGUGUGCUGGUGAUCGCUGGGGAGACGGGGAGCGGGAAGAGCACACAGAUUCCUCAGUUGAUCCUGGAGGAGCUCCUGGCUAAUGGGGAGGCCGCGCAGCCUUGCAAUGUGGUGGUGACGCAGCCCAGAAGGAUUUCAGCCAUGAGUCUGGCCAGCAGGGUGUCGCAGGAGCUGGGGUGCGAGGACGGACCGGGAGCCAAGAGUUCACUGUGUGGAUACCAAAUCCGGAUGGAGAACCGCUCUGGGGACGCCACACGACUGCUGUACUGCACCACUGGAGUCCUGCUGCGCAAACUACAGCAGGACCGGCUCCUCAGCUCCCUCACACACAUCAUCGUGGACGAGGUUCAUGAGCGGAGCGUACAGUCAGAUUUUCUCCUCACCAUACUGAAAGAAGUGGUUCAUAAGCGCUCAGAUCUGCAUUUGAUAUUGAUGAGCGCUACAGUGGACUGUCAAAAGUUUGCCAACUACUUCAACCGCUGUCCUGUGGUCACCAUACCUGGCAGAACUUUCCCUGUGGAGGUGUUUCACCUGGAGGAUAUUGUGGAGGAGACGGGUUACGUUCUGGAGAAGGACUCGGAGUACAGUCAGAAGUUUGUGGAGGAGGAAGAGGAAGUCAGCAUCAACAUCACACAGAAAGGAGGAAAGACUUUUCAGCACCAGGAGCUGAUCAUGAGGGACUCCGGCUCAGGCUUGGAUCUGGGCCCUGAGCUGGAUCAUUUCAGCAAACGGACGCGACACGUCCUGCAGUAUAUGAACCCCAAUAAGAUAAAUAUGGAUCUGAUAUUAGACAUACUGGAAUACCUGGAUAAAUCGCCUCAGUUUCGUGAUGUGGAUGGUGCGGUUCUGAUCUUCCUCCCAGGCCUGGCUCAUAUUCAACAGCUAUAUGAUCUAGUGACCACCGACAAGAGGUUCAGCUCAAAGGACAGAUAUAAGCUGGUUGCCCUCCACUCCACUCUGUCAUCUCAGGACCAGUCUUCUGCUUUUACAGUGCCCCCUCCUGGAGUCAGAAAGAUUGUUCUGUCCACAAACAUCGCUGAGACUGGCGUCACCAUUCCUGACGUGGUCUUCGUCAUCGACACAGGAAAAACUAAAGAGAAUCGGUAUCAUGAAAGCAGUCAGAUGAGCUCUCUGGUGGAGACCUUUGUGAGUAAAGCCAGCGCUCUGCAGAGGCAGGGGAGGGCAGGACGUGUUCAAGAGGGCUUCUGUUUCCGCCUUUACCCCAAAUUCAGAUUUAAGAGCUUCAUUGACUACUCCAUUCCUGAGAUUCUCAGAGUGCCUUUGGAGGAGCUUUGUCUUCAUAUUAUGAAGUGUGAAUAUGGUUCUCCAGAGGAUUUCCUGUGUCAAGCUCUCGAUGCACCUCAGCAGCAGGCUGUGUGUAAUGCUGUCAGUCUGCUGAGGAAGAUCGGCGCCUGUCAGCAAGAUAGCUACACCCUCACACCACUCGGCCAUCACUUGGCCGCCCUUCCUGUCAACGUCAAGAUCGGGAAAAUGCUCAUUUUUGGUGCCAUCUUUGGCUGCCUGGAACCCAUUGCCACCAUCGCAGCGGCCAUGUCUGAGAAGUCCCCCUUUGUUACUCCUAUGAACAGGAAGGAGGAGGCCAACCUGGCUAAAUCUGCUCUAGCAGUCGCAAACUCAGAUCACAUGACCAUCUACAAUGCUUACCUUAGGUGGAAGAGCUCUCGGAGCGAGGGAACGCGUGCUGAGAUGGCUUUCUGCCAGAGACACUUCCUGAGCCGCAACGCUCUCCUGACCAUUGAGGAUGUGAAGCGGGAGCUCAUUAGGAUGGUGGAGCAGGCCGGUUUCACUGCUUCCAAGCCCAGCCGAACUCCUCGCUCUCGGCCCGGCGCUGAACCCAAAGCCCUCGGCUCGCUCUCCCAGCAGGACGUCUCUGUCCUCAAAGCCGUGUUGACUGCGGGUCUGUAUGACAGCGUGGGCCGUAUCCUCUGCACUCCCUCUCUGGACGUUCAGGAGCGGGUGGUGUGUGUGGCUGAGACGGCUCAGGGAAAGGCCCACGUUCACCCCUCCUCAGUCAACCGCUUCCUACAGACACACGGUUGGCUGCUCUUCCAGGAAAAGGUGAAGUACACUAAGGUGUUUCUAAGAGACACUACGUUGAUCUCUCCUUUAUCAAUGCUGCUGUUUGGAGGUGAUAUUGAUGUGCAGCACAGGGAGAGACUCAUCUCUCUGGAUGGAUGGAUCUGUUUCCAGGCUCCAGUCAGAAUUGGCGUGAUCUUCAAACACCUUCGCAAACUGAUCGACUCCCUCCUGGAGAGGAAACUGGCCAACCCCAAAAUGAAUUUGGAAGAUGAGAAAACCAUACAAAUCAUCACAGAACUGAUCAAGUCAGAAAACAUGCUCUGAGGAAGUGCCUGCUUGUGCUCAAUCAUGAAUUACUGAAAUGCUGACGAUCCUCACUGAGGGCUGAGAACGUAAAUGAUAUUGCCAAACCAGAAUAAAAAUAUUUUAAGACAAAUAAAAUGAAA